CAACGUGUUACGCAAACGUACAUGUUGGCCAUCGAGAGUGAUGCAGCACAAGUUAUGGCCGCGGAUCAAGCACUUGCAGCCCACCCAACAACAUCAGCCGCUGAAGACACCUCAGCAUCAGCCUCGCCAUCAGUGUCAAAUAAAUUCCCGACGCGCCCUCGUGCAACCUCGUCGAUGCCUACACAGUGGAUGCAAACCAGGUUGGACCAGCUCAAGAACACAAUGAAGACGCAAUUCGCGCCACAGCUUCAGGAGCUCAAGACAAAGCUGUCGGCGACUGCAAGCGUGAGCCGUGACCGUAUCCGCACGAGCAGCGAGCAGCUGCAACCAGCCCUGUCCAAAGCACGUGGUGGCGUUAGUGGACUCACGCGACGAAUGUCCCAAACGUCAGCGCAGAUGCAGCAUCAUGUCGAAACUCUAGGAAUUCGCUUCGUCCAGGGGAAUUUGUUCGUGUCCAAAAAAGGCGACGAGCCCACCCGGCUCGUCAUGGACUGCACGUCAAGCCCGACAUCGUUCAUCGCAGCAUCUCGCGGCCUCGUGGGCUUUUACGGCAGCACACACGCUGGCGACACCCCCCGAGCUUCGUUGUCUGUGGCAACGUUGUGCAUGGACAUCCCGCAAGUUCUAUACACCAUCGUUGCCUUUACUGGCUGUGUGGCCACGUAUUCGCGCCUUUCGGGCGUAAAUCAUGGCAUGCGCCAUCAUUUGCUGGCUGAGCCACGGCUCCUGCGGUACUGCGUCCGCGUGAAUGGGAUCUCGCCUGCGCUGCGUGUGCCAUUUUGGCAGCACUGUUCCGGGGCGAUUCAACUCCAAGCGGCCUCGAACGACGAGUAUUCGACGUACCACGACGACGCCAAGCUAAAAAAUGAGUGGACAGAAGCAAUUCGGAUCGAUGUGCAGCGAACGUAUGGACGUGUGGCUAUCGUGCAAUCUUGUACUAGCGGUGGCCAGGGUGGUUCUUCGUCGUUCGAGCACUGCCAUACCGAUGUGGACAUUCAAGGCCAGCUCAUGGGGGUCCUGCACGCGUUGGCGAGCCGAUAUCCCACCGUGGGGUACUGCCAAGGCAUGGACUACAUCGCAGCGCACGUCCUCGAACACGUCAUUGCGUAUUACGCUCAAACCGCGAAAGGCCGCGGGGCGUUGUCCAAGGCGCAGAUCCUAGCGCUCGAGGAAGCUGCUUCGUUUUGGCUGCUCGUGGCGCUGUUCGACAACUACGGACUCGAAGCCAUGUUUAGUCCUGGCCUGCAACAGCUCCAUUUGCGCUGUUUCCAGUUUAACCGCGUGCUCGAGCAAGGCUUGCCGAGAUUGCAUGCCCACUUUGACCGUGAGUGCAUUUCGACCGAGAUGUACCUUGUCGGGUGGUUCCAAACUUUGUUUUUGUACUUGAAUGCGCUGCCGAAACCCACGACCGACGCGAUUUGGGACAUCUUUUUGUUUGAAAAGUCGUGGAAGAUCUUGUUCCGCUCCGCGCUCGCCAUGCUGUCCCUUUGCGAGACGCACCUCGUUGACCAACCGAUCGACAUCGCGAGCCGAUUCCUCAACACCUUUGCCACACACUUGCACGUGUUGGAGCCCACAGUGCUCAUCCCGUGCGCAUUGCGCAUCAAGCUGUCCAACCGCAUGCUCCAUGGCCUUUGUGACGAAUUUGACAACUCGCCGUCCCUGUCGUAGAUGCAAGCGCCACUUAACUUAUAUAGACUUCAUGCUGUGUA
Aphanomyces invadans is the source of this 1712-nucleotide messenger RNA. RefSeq lists its product as hypothetical. The transcript is spliced from 9 exons. The coding region runs from base 22 to 1671 and encodes 549 amino acids. The record is from RefSeq and is a predicted model, not a curated record. Lineage: Eukaryota; Oomycota; Saprolegniomycetes; Saprolegniales; Verrucalvaceae.